AUGUACCAACGAGCACUGGUGGGCUCUACGAAGGCCCUCGGUCCCGAUCAUACGUCUACUCUUGAUACAGUCCACAACUUUGGGAUUCUCUACAGAAAUCAAGGGAAGCUUAAGUCGGCAGAGGAGAUGUACCAGCGAGCACUGGUAGGCAAGGAGAAGGCCCUCGGUCCCGACCAUACGUCUACUCUUGAUACGGUUCACAACCUUGGUAUUCUCUACUACGAUCAGGGGAGGCUAAAGGAGGCAGAGGAGAUGUACCAGCGAGCACUGGUGGGCUCUGAGAAGGCCCUCGGUCCCGAUCAUACGUCCACUCUCAAUAUAGUCCACGACUUUGGGAUUCUCUACUCUCAUCAAGGGAAGCUAAAGGAGGCAGAGGAGAUGUACCAACGAGCACUGGAAGGGUUUAAGAAGGCUCUAGGUCCAUAUCACAAUGGGACGCAACAGGUUAUGCAGAGAUUGAAUGCGUUAAGUAUUGUGAACUUGAAAUAG
Molecule: messenger RNA, 489 nt
Organism: Penicillium brasilianum
Lineage: Eukaryota; Fungi; Ascomycota; Eurotiomycetes; Eurotiales; Aspergillaceae
Source: the annotation of a GenBank genome assembly